Molecule: messenger RNA, 591 nt
Organism: Lathyrus sativus (Indian pea)
Lineage: Eukaryota; Viridiplantae; Streptophyta; Magnoliopsida; Fabales; Fabaceae
Source: the annotation of a GenBank genome assembly
AUGGCAUCAGGUGGAACAGAAGCUUUCCCAGAUUUGGGUAAACACUGCCAACUUCUCGAUUGCCACCAGCUCGAUUUCCUUCCUUUCACCUGUGAUGGAUGCAAACAGGUUUUCUGUGUAGAACACAGAUCAUACAGGUCUCAUGAGUGUCCCAAACCCGACCACAACAGCCGAAGAGUAGUUGUUUGCGAAGAAUGUUCCAUGUCAAUGGAGAUCACAGACAAUGUUGGAGAAAAUGAAGAGGCGGUCCUAAAGAAACACCGUAGUUCAGGGAAGUGUGAUCCUACCAAGAAGAAGAAACCGAUUUGUCCCGUGAAGCGUUGCAAGGAGAUUUUGACGUUUUCGAACACGAGUACAUGUAAAACUUGCAACAUUAAGGUGUGUCUCAAACAUCGGUUUUCUGCUGAUCAUGCUUGUAGAAGAGGAGAUUCGGCUUCUUCUUUAACUAGUGGUGCUGGUAACGGAAGUUGGAAGAAUAGGUUUAUGGCUGCUUUAGCUUCAAGAAGUAAUGGUCAAGAUUGUGGCAAAAAAGCUGGAUCUCGUUCUACUACUAAUUCUCCUCCUAGUACUCCUUCUGUUAAAGCUUAUUGA